Poecilia latipinna (sailfin molly) is the source of this 1692-nucleotide messenger RNA. RefSeq names its product myelin-oligodendrocyte glycoprotein-like. The record is from RefSeq and is a predicted model, not a curated record. Gene Ontology annotation, cellular component: external side of plasma membrane. The transcript is spliced from 4 exons. The coding region runs from base 1 to 828 and encodes 275 amino acids. Gene Ontology annotation, biological process: regulation of cytokine production; T cell receptor signaling pathway. Lineage: Eukaryota; Metazoa; Chordata; Actinopteri; Cyprinodontiformes; Poeciliidae. Gene Ontology annotation, molecular function: signaling receptor binding.
AUGAAGGGAUGUGUCUGUCCUGCUCAGCCUGGGCAGCUGGAGGCCUUUACUGGUGGGAACGUCGUCCUUCCCUGCAGUCUGAACCUCCAUCCCAGUGACCAUGUCCAGACGGUGGAGUGGUCCAAACUGGCAGCAGGCCAGAGGCCAGUCGUCGUUUUCCUGUACCGCCACGGCUGCGAAACCUUCGAGAUGAAGGAUCCCGACUUCGAGUAUCGGACGAGCCUCAUCAUGAGAGAGGUGAAGAACGGGAACGUUUCUCUGAGGAUCUCCGGCGUGAAGCCGUCCGAUGGCGGGACGUAUCGGUGCUUAACCAUCCAGAACGACGGCCGCAGACGGGAAGCCAAAGUGGAGCUGGUUGUUGCUCCCUGCGAGGAAUCCACCAUCACAGCCAUUCUGAUAUAUGUUGCUUUAGCAGUUUCAGUUUUAUUUAACCUACUGUUGGGGUUGUAUUUGUUGGUAACAAAGAAGCGAAUUAAUUCAGAUGGAGAAAAACCAUCAGAGCAAAAGGACAAGUUGGACCAAACCAUGACGACUGACUUCAGUGAAUCCAACUCCUUUCUGAACCAGCUGAGUCUGACUGAAAACAGGCAAAACAGCAUCCUGGAGGAGCUGAACAAGCAGAGGCGCAAAGCGGACACCAUCCAAAUAGACGACAGCCGUUCCUGGAACCGUCCUGCCUGCCAGCACAACCAUCCAACAACCAGCCAGAGCUCCACCGGAUCGUCUCUGGAUUCCUGGGAAACCCGAUCUCUGAUGUCUGAUCCCGAUCCUGACGCUGAGGCGGAAAACUCACCGGGAGAUCAGGAGCCAAACUGGGCCUGUUCCUGACCUGAAACAUCUGUCCAGCUGUCCAAUAGGAGCAACACAAACACAGUCAGCAGAUUGACUCAGCUGCACACAAAUUCAUACACUGAUGGGUAGAAAACUUUGGGUUGAGAGCCUUACCAUGGGCACACUGACAUAUAGCAGUUAAUUUAUGGGAUGUGAUUCAUCUCAAACCUCCUUUUGGACUAAUUUAAAGAUGACUUGAACUUUUAAAAUCCUAAAUUAAUAUAUUAUGACUGAUCUUCAGGUGUAAAUAAAAGCAUGUUCCUGAAUGUUUCUAAGAAACUGAAUGACGGAUGGCAUGCUGCAACUUGUUUUUGAUUGAAGCUUUUGAUGGUUAAAUUUCAUGAAGGUCAGAUUAAAAGUUUAAACUGGACUGAACAAAUUUUAGCUUCCAGGGUUUAUUAUUCAUUUAUUGAUGAUAAAGUGAAUUUAUAAAGGUACCCUCAACCUCGUCCGCACUAGAACCUUUUAUUUCUACAAUGGGUCGUAGUUUUCAAAACACUUUUCAGAAAAAAUUUUAACAAUAAACUGUCCCAAAACAUAAUUUUUACUCCUCCAGACCUGUAAGUGACUCUAGUUAAGGCACACAGGACUUUCACAUAAUGGCUCCUCACAAGAUUCGUAGUAAAUGGAACAAGAAAACAAGAAAGGUGAACAAGAAAUCACAAGUAGAGUCUUGUGCAGUAUUUUUUUAGAGCUGUGGCUAGAACCUUAUUAAAGGUUCUGCAACCAUGUCCACGGAGAUGUAAUAGGUGAGGUUAAAGGUCAGACUAACACGUCUUCACAAAAGAUUUGCUUUCACUGACCACAAGAAAAUGUCAGGGCAGAAUUUACAAACUGCAAUCUGUUAUUUUGUUUUACAUU